AGCUUUAAGGGUUGUCCGCAGGAGCGCUGGUCCGGGCCAGAGCGAGCGCGCCAGCUGCGGACCUGCUGUCUGUCACACGGAGAGAGGAGAGGAGACGAGACGAGAGGAGCCAGGAGAGGAGGUGGUCGUCCUCGGGCGACGAGGACGAGGAGCACUUGCGAAGAAGGCCUUUGAAGGCUUGCUCGCCCGGAGGCAGGAGGGGGCGAUUAUUCCUCCUCGGUCGACUUCACGAGGUCGAAUGGUGCCCGGCGGUGCAGCUCCAGCGCCAGCCCGUCGUCGCGCAUGGAGUGAGUCUCAGCAGACGACGAGGCGGACGGGCCUUUGCUGGUGUCCGUAGAGCGAGCGCAGUGCAGUAGCAGGGCGGGGUCGUUCUGAGGCUGGGUGGCCAUCUCCGCCGAGCUUAUGCCUGUGCUCAGAACUUGUUCGGUGCCGUCACGACCGUGCUCGCCCGCAGGAGAAGGAGGAGGAGGAGAAGGAUGCAUCCAGGUGUGGGCACAAUGACGGAUUCGUUGUCGCUGUUAGUGUUUUGGAUUGCAAGCAUCUGUGGGUGGGGAAUUGCGGGGCUCUGCUGCGUCCCGGCCGAGCUUCGAUCGAGCUUGUUGUCCUUUGCAGAAGCGGGCAGGAGUUGUUGAAGUUUGUGUGCGGGCCUCGUCUGCGGCUUUUGGGCGUCCGGCUCUGUGUGUCGGGCCGGCGCGUCGUGGUCUGGGGUCCCGAGGGUAGGAAGGCAGCCGCUUUGAUUGAUUUGCUUCAGAUCUCGUGGCAGGAUCCCGUGUUCCUUCUCGUUCGUGUUGCGAAAUUUGGCCUCAGACGCCGAGCCACGCAUGCCCCUUCUUCCCGUUUCUCAAUUCUCGCGCUCCUCUCUUCCUUCUCGUGGUCCUUCCUUCUCGUUGGCUAGAUUGUGGCGGUGAGUACGCCGAACCCCGCUUUCAUCUUCGAGCUCUGGGUCUGUGGAAUGCCGAUACUCGGGCGUCUCGGCCUUCUCGUCGAGCCUCGCCAGCUCUCCGGUUGGAUAUGCUCUUCGACUGACCUGCCGAGGAAGGCCUCGCUUCGGUCUAGAGCGUUCCUCGGAUGUAUUUCUGAUUUCGAGGCUGUGGCCCUGACACGGCAUGAGUGAUCAAAUAUUGGAGGAGGAGUUUCAAAAUAACCAAAGGGUGGUCGCAAGCUUAGCGUCGGGGAUUGUGCAUUAUUUCAGGCAGGAAAUGCUCCUCCUUUUAUCGGCAUUUUACGUAAGGUGAAUCAAGAGAAGGAUUCUACCAAGCUUACCGUGAAUUGGCUGUACCGACCAGCUGAUGUCAAGCUAGCUAAGGGGGUACCUCUCGAGGCCGCCCCUAAUGAAAUCUUCUACUCCUUUCACAAGGAUGACAUAUCAGCUGCCUCGCUUUUACAUCCGUGCAAAGUUGCUUUCCUACGGAAAGGCGCCGAGCUACCUCCAGGAGUUUCAUCUUUCGUUUGUCGACGAGUGUACGACACAGCAAACAAGUGCCUGUGGUGGCUUACUGAUCGUGACUACACUGAUGAACAUCAAGACGAGGUACACCAGUUGUUGGAGAGGACAAAGCUGGAAAUGCAGGCAGUAGUGCAAUCAGGAGGGCCUUCACCUAGAUCAUUGACAGGACCCACCUCUUCUCAACAGUUGAAGCCUAGUUCAGAAGUAGCUCAAAAUGUCACCGUCUGUGUUUCGAACAAGGGUAAGAAGCGCGAGCGUGCAGAUCAGACCCUGAAGCCCAGCAAGCGUGAGCGAUCUUGGAAGUCUGAGGAUGGUGAGUCAAGCCCUCUGAAGCGUGAGCGCAGCAUGAGGCCUGAAGAGAUCGCAUCUAUCACGGAUAAGGAUGGAGGGCUGCAGAAUCCCUCGUGCGUGGAACGAUUAGUUCAGUUGAUGCAACAGGACCAAAAUGACGGUGUUAGAAAGGCUGCCGAUGUCUCGUCUAGACGCACCAUACUGGCCGGGGUUGUUGCUGCCACCGAGCGGGACGAUUGCCUCAGCCGAUUUGUUCAACUAGGAGGCCUGCCUAUGCUAGAUGACUGGCUUCAAGAAGCGCACAAAGGGAAAGUUGGGGACGGAGGAAGUCCCAAGGAGGGAGAGAAAGGCGUCGAGGAGCUGCUGCUGACGCUGUUAAGAGCUCUUGAUAAGUUGCCUGUAGACUUGGAUGGUUUGAAGACCUGCAGUGUAGGGAAGUCUGUCAAUCACUUGCGCAGUCAUAAGAAUCUGGAAAUUCAGAAGAAGGCACGGAAGUUGGUCGAUAUCUGGAAAAAGCGCGUGGACGCAGAGAUAAAACUCUCUGGAGAAGGAAAAUCCGCGUCCAAUCAUGCGAUAUGGAAUUCUUACAAGCAGUCAUCCCCUGAUGGGGUGCACUCUCAUCUUGUGAAGGGAGGGCCCACAGAGGUUGCUGUGAAAAGUUCUGGUGCUUCUGCCGGUAGCGCGAAGGCUAUGCCUAACGGUACCAAUUUCGGAGAGGGGCUGUCGAAGCCUUCUGCUCCAUUUUCCGCGAACAAAAUGACGACUAAUUUAGGAGGUAGUUCCGCAGCGAUAGUGAAGAAGGAAGAGAUGAGCAGCAAACUCUCCACUGGAAGCGCGCCAGGGGAGGUGCCCGGUCUUCCUGUUAAGGACGAGAAAAGCAGUAGCUCUCAAUCUCAGAGCAACGGCCAGAUAUGGGCCGGAAUCACGUCGGGGAAAGGUGUGUCAAACUCCGCCUGGAAAGAAGACACGAAAAACUCUUCGAUCGUUGGAGCCGGGAACUCUAAACCCGCCGGCUCUGUUUCUCGUCAUUCUAGUUUACCCAGCAAAGGAUUCCUCGGGGUCGCCACAGGAUGUUCAAAGGAUCAUCUGGGUGGUAAACCGCUCGUAUGGAGUCGGAAUGCCACGGACAAGAGCGCUACCUCUCCAGCCUCGGCUGCAGAGAAGGGAAGCGCAGACGGAGGACGAGAGAGCUCGAACUCCCGCGACAGACUUAUUGCCAGAGGACCCAACUCGGGUCGAAGUCCCGCUAGAAUGAACAGCGGAUCUUUUGAGCAAGGUGCACCUGGCGGCAGAGGCAUGUCGCCUCACAUGCCAGAACGGAAUGCACCUAUGAGCUUGGAUAGCUCCGAUACGAAGAGCAGGUUACAGAAUGGUGCAUCGAUGGAGGUCAACCAUGAGGGCAGAAUGGUCUCUAGCGCGGAUGAUGACCGCGAAAAUUACACUAGUUCUGUCCCUGGUGAUACCCCAGGAGAGGGGGAGACGAGAGGCGACGAGUCCACCCGGUCAGAAGCAGAGAGAUCCUCCAAAGAAGUGCAGGAUGCGAACGGCAACAGCAGUGGAUUUGCACAGCGCGGUGGUGCUUUGGAGUCUGCAGAUGCCAAGAAUGGAGAGUCGGCAUCAAAUGCUACUGGAGCCAAUACUGCAGAUGUCUCUAACUCUGGGGCGACUGCCAUGGAAGUCGAGGAUCAGGGGAUUAGUUUGUUGGCUAGCGUAGCUGCUAACGAGAUCUUCAGAGCAGUCCCGGGCACCACUCACGAGAGAAAUCAACCUGAUGAUUGUGAUGGUGACCGGGAGCACGGCGCAAGGUUACCUGAUAACACAUCACAACGGAAGGAAGUUGGUGACAAGCAGCUUAUGGCAAAAGAAGAUGGUGACGAAAAAGAUUCACCAGAAGUAGCGGGGACUCCAAGCUCCUCAAGCAUCAAUGCUAUCAAGAACAGGGAAGAGGCACGGCUGGAUCAUAAUGCUGAUUCUAAUGGAGGACCAGCAGGGGACACGAGAUCGAAUGUCGAAAGUUUCCAGGAUGGUAAAUCUGACAACGCCGAUGCGGAGGCCAAAGAAGUUGAGAAAAGGCUUUUUGCAGUCCACGAGGCUGGGCGGGUUUCAGAUGCAUCUGGAUUUGGAAAAUCGUCACUUGAUCGCCAAGGAGAGGAAAGGCACAUGGAGGAGAGUAACUCGAAGGAGGCUAUCGCUCUUUCCGAGCCAUUACGUUAUAACAGCGAUCUCAACACAAUAGCAGUGUGUGAUACAGAGGGUUCAGAAUGUACUCAAGAUGGACAUGGCGUUCGUAAUUCUGGCAAGAAGGAUUCACACGACGAGAGGAAUUCUUCAAUUCUGGGUAAGAGCAACUUGUCUGGAAUUGAACUCAACUUGGCCUACGUUAGCGGCGGGAAUGACUUCAAAGAUGGUAGUGCGAACGAUGAGAACAUCAAGGUUGGUGUCGAUAGUGGACACACUUUCGGAAGAAGAGGAAAUGAUAUGGAUGUACACAAGGUUUCGGAUAUGUCCACCAGUUUUCCCGAAGAAGAGGUGCUGGAAGUGGCUCGUCAAGCAGCAAAGGAAGUAGAGCAGAUGGAGAGAUGGAAAGACAAUAAGUCUGGCGCUAUGUCAGGUGACAAUGAUGGCCAGGAUGUUAUCUCUCCAGGAUUCAAAUCAUCGGAUCCACGAGAUACAGGUUUCUCUGAUACAGGUCGAGAACACAGGUGGAAUCCUCACACCAGCAUUGAGAGAGUAAAAGAUGAGGACAGUCGCAAGAGAAGCGGCCUUUAUUUGGAAGACAAUCAUGACUCGGCUGCAGAAAGAUUGGAUCAAGACAGUCUGCGGGCUACGGGAAUUGCAGACAAUGACGAUGACCCAUCAAGAUGUGGUGGUAGUGGAGACAGAAAGCUGACAAAUUCAGGACAAGAUGCAGGUGACAGUACUGAGGAGGGCGGUCAAGAACACAAGAGGAGAGUUAUCGAUGGGCGUGCGCCUGUACGAGUUCCUUCUCUUCAUACGACCCAAAUGUUGGCUAGUCCUAAUAUGCCUACAUCGUCUUCAGUGUCUUCCUUCGCGCAGCAUGUAUCGAAACCUUCCCCUCGUAAUUUGCCUGCAGGAGAACCCACAACUCCAGAGCAAGCAACAGAAUUGGCUGGACCAAAUGAUGGACCAGUUGGAGGUAGUGAUGUUUCAGAGAGACCAGAUUUUGACUUGAAUGAAGGAUUCGCUGUUGAGGAAAGUCCCCAUGAUGAUUCCACCACGUCGCCUAUAGGCCCCAUUCCAGCAGCUGCCCCGAUCUCCUCAAGUGCAACUUUACAGGCCAACGGUGUAGGGGUACCGAUAGCAAUCGUGACAGCAACGAAGGGUGCUUUCGUGCUACCUGCUAGCCCCAUGCGCACCAAGUCUGAGCUUGGGUGGAAGGGUUCUGCAGCGACCAGUGCCUUUCGGCCAGCCGAGCCAAGGAGGACACCUGAGAGACAGGCGGAAAGCGUACAUCCAGAUCCCGUGCAGUCGAUGGAAGUAGUGAAGACGGCGCAGGAAGUUAGGAAAGUUCGUCAUCCUUUGAAUAUUGACCUCAACGUUGCUGAUGACAGAGAUUUUGAUGAAGCUGGGAUGUCAACAGUAGCAACAACCACAACCAUUUCUUCGCAAGGUUCUGCUGUCGGUAUGAGUUCACAAGCUGCACCCGUAUCGUCUAUAUCUCUGUCCGGUAUUACCCAUCACAGUGAACAGUCCACUUCUGGAUCUCAGCAGCAAAUUGUGGAGCAUUCUGGGACACGACCCAUCUUAGACUUGAAUUUAAUGGACGAAAGCGAAGACAGUGGUACAUUACUGGAGACCGAUCCAGUGCUUCCUGAAGCAAUGGGCUCCUCAUCUAAGAGCAAUAACAGCUCCUCCUCUCAGGUCAGCAGUCGCGUAAUGUUCGACUUUGAUUUGAAUGAUGGCCCUUCAGUUGAGGAACCAGCGGUAGACGAUCAACCAGUUGUGCAGUCAGUAAGAGGUUCUCGGCUCUCGAAUGCACCGUAUAUCGCGGUGCCUGGGCUCAGAAGAGCUGCUGAAGUUGUAAGUGUGGCAUCUUGGUUUACAAAUACAUCGUUUCCUGCGGUGGCAAUCCCUUCUUUCUCCAACAGGGAGCCGCCCUAUUCCGUUGCAGCCGCUGCUGCUGCACAGUCUUACUUCAGUGCAGGCCAAGGUCCUCCUCCGUUCAGCAGUGAUAUGUACAGAGUUACAACAGGUCUACCAUCAGCGCCUGGUGUUGCGUUUCCUUCAAGCACGCCUGCCUACCAAUAUGGAUCAUUUUCUCUUCCUUCAGGGUUUGGUUUCUCCUCAGCUGCCAGCUUUGCAGCAAACAAUGCUGCACCGUACAUGGAGUCUCCAGGAUCGUCAUCAUUUCCAGUAGCGUCAUCUGCAGUCGUAGCAUCAUCGUAUGUCCGACCUCCAUACUUAAUGUCUAGCAUUUCCGAGAUCGGUCCUUCUGACAGUAGUGGAGGUAGGAGUAGUUGGGGAGCUCGACCAAGCUUGGACUUAAAUGCAGGCCCAGAAGCCGCAGAUUUAGACGGAGGCCGAGACGACGGCAUGAACAUGAGACAGAGACAUGAGACAUCACUAAUGGCGGGUCAGGUGUCUCUGGAACAGUUCCGGCUCCUCAGAGGUGCUCCCACUGCAGGGCCCGUUGGCGCUCCGUUACCGAAACGGAAAGAACCUGAUGGCGGAUGGGAUCUGUAUAGAAGCAGUGAGUUUAAGCAACAAGCUUGGCGUUAGAUCACGUCAGCAGUUGCAUGUUUUUGAGCUGCAUGUACAGGCUCCUUCAAUGAAGCAUCCAAUAUUUGUCUCAAGGUAAAACCCCUCUGGAUGAUUGGAAUAUGUCUGCCAGGGUCGCUCUGUAGUGAAGCCUUGGGUCUUGCAUCUGAGAAUCCUGAUAGGCUAUAAACACACUGGGAGUUUUCGCGCAUGGGGGCAUGUGGAGUAUCGUUAUUGGAGAUUGCAUUGACGAAGAUUUCGCACAUCUCGUCCGUAAACCGGCGACUUACUUGCCUGUUGAAUGGGGGUUCCUUGGCAUUGCAUGAUGAAAACUUCUUAAUAGUGUCUAGUGGGUGGGGCACCCACUAGACAAUAUUAGGAAGUUAGUUUGAUGGGACUUCUGAAGCUAGUCUCUUCCAUCAAGAGUGGGUGACCACGACUCUAUCUGUUCAUAUCUGGUAGUCCUUUUAAGGACAUUUUCAUGAGCUAUCUGUUACCAUUCUCAGCUACCCGUGAUUAAAGGCAUUGCUGACUUUUGCGCCUUCACGAAACCCACUUACCAAGUUAAACCUUGUUACACCUUACCACGACUCUUGUGGAGAUUUAUUUGAUUAGCAUUGCCCAGCCUGGACGCCGGGUGUUAGGUCGUUAGGACGGGCAAAUACGAAUGAGUACAGUUAAUAAGCUUUGACAAUGAAAUUACUUUUUUCUGCAAACCAAGUUCUUCCACUAGGCAUGUAUCGGAGAAAAAGUAUCGUCUUGUCACAGUGUUACGAAUAGCUUUACUUGUUUUCUUCAGUUUUGUACCCUUCAAGCAAUUGCAAACAUGAAACUUCAUCUCAUUUCAAUUAUGUAAUCCAAUGACGUGAAGGGUCCUUCCGUCUACCGUCAGGUUGUAUAUGG
Marchantia polymorpha subsp. ruderalis is the source of this 7360-nucleotide messenger RNA. The record is from the annotation of a GenBank genome assembly. Lineage: Eukaryota; Viridiplantae; Streptophyta; Marchantiopsida; Marchantiales; Marchantiaceae.